AUGCUCAUCUGGUCAUGUGGACCUAACCGAUCUGAUUUGUGUCUUGUCCAAACUUUCACCCCUGACCCUUUCGCAGAAUGUCUCGAGGAGAUGGGUUCGCUGAUCGAGCGUUUCGGUAUCAAUAUUUGUCAGCCUUCGGUCCCGGUUGCAUUGAAGGCAAUCGCUCAGCAAAUCGGGGAUCGGGACAGUGGGGUGCGUUCAGCAGCGUUGAACGCUCUGGUGGCUGCGUACUGUAUCACGGGUGAACAAAUAUGGAAAUUGAUUGGAUCUCUGUCCGACAAAGAUCGUUCGAUGCUGGAAGAACGCAUUAAGCGUGCUGGGCGCCAACCAGCACCUCCACCUGCGGAUGUGCCUGAAAUGCGGCCGAGAACGAUGAGCUCAUCUCGUGGCAACCGGGAAUCUUCUGCUCCACGCCGCGCCUACGAUACCGCUCCGAUGGAACGUCAACCCCCCAUGUCUUCCGCCCGAGCCCGUGCCCAUGCCAUGCUGAGUGAGCUGGGUGAUUUGUCCCCCGAGAAACCACCCAAUAUGCCUCCACUCAUCCAACUCGAGUCUGAAAUUGAUGACUUAUUCAAACCAAUCGAGAUGCCAGCCCUUAACCCUGACACGGCUUCCGCUAUCACAAUGGUGGUAACCGCGAUUUCUUCCAGUGAUUUGCUUAUCAGCUGUCGUGCCCUGGCUGAGGUGGACACUGUCCUUCGCGGUAUGUGCAAUCUAAUCAUGAAUUUCGUCCCAUCAUCGUUCUCCAAUUAA
This is a messenger RNA of Echinostoma caproni, 753 nucleotides long. NCBI's taxonomy places the organism in Eukaryota, Metazoa, Platyhelminthes, Trematoda, Plagiorchiida, Echinostomatidae. The record is from the annotation of a GenBank genome assembly.